ACUCGGAGGCGCGAGCACUCGACUCGAGCAGUCGGAGCUGGAGCACGAAGCGAUUCGGAGAGGAAAAUGCUGGACGAUGUAUCCCGCUGUACCGGAUCUUCCUUACGUCCUGUCGGAACGUGAGGAAAUCAACUCGAUCCUGUACAAACCGAUCAACUCGACGCAGCGGAUAAAGUACACAUGUUUCAACGCCUCAGCAAGUUACAUUAUACUCGGCUCGACCAGUGGCAGCGUCUACUUGUUCUCCAGAGAACCAUGUUCAUUUCUUCAAAUAAUACCUCUAUCGGAGGGUGUAGUCUCGCGUGUGGCGAUAUCACCUGACGAGAAGACCGUGGCCUUAGCAACAACUCGCGGUACCGUCUGUCUAGUCUCUCUGAAAUCCACUCCGCAAUUGAUAUCAGUAUCGACGGAACACAUGUAUAAACAAAUCACUUGCAUCUGCUGGAAUAACAACAGUACCGAUAUAUACGUGGGAGAUGCAGUCGGCAGGGUCUCCGUUAUGGUGCUGUCCAUAUUCACGGUCAAUGGAAUGUUUCAAACUCCAGCGUGCACGCUGAUGAAUCUGGACUCCAGCGUCGUGCAAUUAAACUUCCUCUCGCCUCUGCUGCUGGUCUCCACGUUAACGCGCUGCUACGUCUGCGACACGGUGCGAGAGCAGUACAAGCAGAUAGGCAAUAAGCCGCGGAACGGGGAGUUCGGCGCGUGUUUUUACACGCACGAGAGCGACACUUUGAGCGCGCAGAGGGAGGAGAGGAACAUCAACAACACGCGGGGGGCGUUCAACUUGAUCUCCGACAACGACAGCAAUGUCCUGGGCGAGAAUCAUUCGAAGAUAUUUUGCGCGCGACCCGGCUCGAGAUUGUGGGAGGUUUCGGCCGACGGGAUCGUCGUGAAGACGCAUCAGUUCAAGGAGGCUUUGGCCAUUCCUCCGAUAGCAAUAUUUCGAUCGGAUAGUACCUUAGAAUCUAGUCAGCUGGAGGUGACGGAGCGCGAGUGGCCGCCGCAGUCUGUCAACUUCUCGCACCUGUUCGUACUUGCACGCAAGUAUUUAUUUUCCCACACGACCAGCGGCCUGUACAUUAUCGAUCCGAGCACGAACGCGAGCACGCCGUUGUGGAGCAACGAGUACACGAACAUCAGCAUGACGGCGAUCGUGGACAAUCGGAUCUACUUGAUGACCUGUGAUAGCGAAUUUCAUUGUUUAGCAUUGUCGUCGCUCGACAGUCUGCUACUGCGGCUGUACUGCCGCGAGCAGUACAGCGAGUGUCUGAGGGCGUGUUUUGUAUAUAAGACGCAACUGUUGAAAGCCGUCGGCACCGAGGAAAUUGUCGGGCUGUUCGAGGUGGAAAAUCUGCCGCGGGACGAGAAAGCGCUGCUGCGGCCGUUGAUGACGCUUCUGCAAGCCGGCGGUGACAAUAGACCGGCCAAACUGGACUCCGGGAUCGUAGUCGUGCGCUCGCAGAACGACGAUAGAUUCGCGAAUAAGAAAACCUACGGCUGUGAAACGACGUCCUCGUCGCAGUCUCCCGAAAUCUCCAGCGACGAUUCGUCCGAGAUUCAAGUAGAAUCUGGGAAGGAACGGGAAGAGAAUCUCGCGCGAGGAAACGCCCUCGGAACGGCUUCGGAGAACACGCUCGACUCGGAUCACGAUGGCGAGAUGUUAGAUGCCAAAGAUGACGGUGGUCAGAAGCCGGAUUUUCAAGAGAACGUUACGCACAGAGUGCAGUCCGACUUGCGGUCGAUUUACGACGUGGCGAACAGCAUCAGACCCAGUAUGUCGGAGAGGGAGAUCGAGGAAAUUAUCUCGGAGACGGACAAAAGGAUGAGAACUGUCAAAGAUUCCUAUCGCGACUCGCCCGGGCUUCAGAGCUUCAUCUACGAGGUUACUCGCGUCGCGGAGUUGCAUUACUACAACAUGUUUCUGGAGAACACCUCCACGCGGCUGAUCGAUGUCGGCGGCGAAUACGUGGUGCGACACUUCGCGCGAGCCUUCAUCGAGAUCAACGCGCCGACUUACUCCAGAUGCGGCUGCGGCUACCCCUACCCGAUGGACGAGUCCGUGGAACCCAAGUUCCUAGCGGUCGGCGAGUCCUUGGUCAAGAGAUACGCGGACGACCUGCCGAAAGAGUGCGGCAACAUCUGCGACAGGGUACCUUACAUGUGGCGCACGUACCUGCCGAUCCGCGUCGAGCGACGCAACGCGCUGGACGACCUGUUGAGACAGUGCCUUCAGACCAGAGACAACGUCGUGCUGUCGUUCCUUCUGCCGGCGCUGAACGAGCAACAGUGGAGUUGCGUGAGCACGUGCCUGAGCGAGAUCAAGGACGGCACUUGCCUCUUCUGCGCGACGCCGUUGGUAAAGCGAUCCGAUUGCAACGUACCGAUGGACUGGAGCGGGAUCGCCAGAGAGAUCAUGAGGAGAGAGGGACCGGACGAGGCUAUGGCGUUUCUGAUUAAGCUGGAGAGUAUGAUGCCAGGCAUUGAUUUGGACAGAAGUAUAUUCCAGUCGAUCGUGUUUACAAAAAUGCUGCAUCGCCGAGGCGUGAAGAAGUCGAUUGAUUUCAGUAAAACUAAUCAAUUAUCAUCGGAAUUUGGUACAGUUUGCUCACCACAGAUACGUGAACAGCUGGCGAAAGUUCUCGAGAAAGAUUUAAGACGAUCGAUCGAUAAAAAUGUGUUCGGAACAGGCGCUCAUCAUUGGGGUAUGCGACAUCGGAUUAAAGCAUUGACGUGCCCGGGCUGCACGUUAUCUCUACAGACGCCGAUUUUGCUAGGUGACAAUGGAGUCGCGAUCUUCCGUUGCGGCCACGCCUAUCAUGUAAAUUGUAUGAUAGAGAGAAAGCUCACUAGAUGCAAUCUUCAUUAGUUAAUAUUGUAAAUAAGUCAAAUAGAAAAAAAAAAGAAGUUACGUACCAUAUAUACAUUUCUCUUAAAAUAAAGCUCUCUUCGAACGUACUCGAAUUUAUGUCAUUUAUUAUCCAUCUAGUAAAGAUAUUUUUUUCUAUAUCGUCGCAAAUCUUUGGAUUUAUUAUCUCGGUACAUUCGUUUUUAUCACAGUUGCAAGUUUUGGACGAUACAAGAGGAAUAUCGUAAACUAUAAGGCGGAACAAAAUCGCUAUCUAUAAUACAAACAUUAUAUCGUAUCAUCUCGUUAGAGCACACAUUUUUCGAAUUUAUCUACUUUUGUUCAUUAUCAAAAUGGCAUCACUUUUAUAAGAUCGUUUUAUAAGAUAAUUGUAAUGUGUUAUCAUUAAUCACAACUGCAAUGAUUGAUUAUAUAGUUUCUCGUGUACAGAGUCAUUAGACAUGCGCGUACAAUAAAUAAAAUAUCCUCGCACGAUUUCUCACGUCGCUUAAGUUAAGUCGAUUAAGUUUUCUUUGCGAGAAAUCAAGAGGAGGGCAAAUACACAUCUAGAUUUACAUGAAUAUUACAUUAUUUGUCUUAUCACUUACCUUAUUUGACGUUAUCGAAAUAUAUUUAUUACAAUUACACGCGUACAACGUGUAAAUAUAUAACUUCGUACGUGGCCUAUUAUUACGCAUUUGGCAUUCCUAAGUCUCGUUACGGUUUUGCAGACUAUCCUUCAGCAAAGUAAAAACUCAAAAAAAAAUCUAGAUCAUUCGAGAUACAUUAAACUGAGAUUUAACAUAAUGUGUUGACAUUAUUAUGUAACAUACGUUUCGUAUAUUCUCAUAAGUCUGCUCAGAUCUGUACAUUUACAGCAAGAUCUCUAUAUACUUAAAUAUCGACACAUAUGUAUCCUUAUGAAUAAAUAAAUCCAUAUAAAAAUUGUUUACGCAAA
Molecule: messenger RNA, 3803 nt
Organism: Wasmannia auropunctata (little fire ant)
Lineage: Eukaryota; Metazoa; Arthropoda; Insecta; Hymenoptera; Formicidae
Gene: pink
Exons: 6
Coding region: 77-2866 (929 amino acids)
Biological process (GO): developmental pigmentation
Cellular component (GO): cytoplasm
Molecular function (GO): protein binding
Source: RefSeq, a predicted model, not a curated record